Molecule: messenger RNA, 478 nt
Organism: Parasteatoda tepidariorum (common house spider)
Lineage: Eukaryota; Metazoa; Arthropoda; Arachnida; Araneae; Theridiidae
Source: RefSeq, a predicted model, not a curated record
UCAGGAAGAAGAGGAACACGUCACCUACUUAUUUGAUUUGAAAAACACGUCUUCAUUGCCAUUGCCGUCAUCUGCUACUUAUAUUUCACCUUCUGUUGAAGUCAUGAUGAGGAAACCUCUUGAGACUGUGGAUUAUCUACAACAACGUUCAGUUUGGGCUGAGGCUGUUCAUCUAUGCCAACAAGAAUGCAUUCGAACUUCAAGAGUUUCAAAUGCCUUUAAAGCAUAUGUAACAAACUUAGUUGCAAAAAAUUCAAGUGCUCACAAAAGUGUCUCUCGCAUGACUGCCGAAAUGAAUAAAUUGAUGGCAAAAUGUUCCUUUUUAAAACGCGGUCUUGAGUUGGACAUCAAAUAUUAUAAGAAGCAAUAUAAAAGGGGUGGAUUUUGUAAGUAUUUUUGUAUUCAGUGCGUUUGUAUUUUAUCAUAAUUUAUUUUCUAUUUUAUCGUAAUUUAUUAUUCAUAAGUUCCUACUCAUGCU